Messenger RNA from Tetrahymena thermophila SB210, 810 nucleotides. RefSeq lists its product as hypothetical. Lineage: Eukaryota; Ciliophora; Oligohymenophorea; Hymenostomatida; Tetrahymenidae. The record is from RefSeq and is a predicted model, not a curated record. The transcript is spliced from 3 exons.
AUGGAUAAGAUAUGGACCAAGUUCAAAGACUUGUUAUAAUUUGAUAAAAAAGAAAGGUAGCAAAUAAGUUAAUGCGAAAUUUGCGUUAAGUUAUUUGUGAAAGAUAGUGGAUAAACCAUUCAUAUUAAUAAUAAAUAAGUAGAAAUUUUUUAUCCUAAAGAUAUCAAAUAGCCAAAAUCUGUAGUUUUUCUUUAAAAUCCUAACAUUUUCUAGAAAUAAAUUCUUUAUGGGAAACACAUAAGCGGCACUGAUUUGGUGGCAAUAAUAUUAAUUGAUUUAAAGUUGAUUUUAUUAGAUUACAAGAGAGGACAUGUUUUAAAAAUAGUUAGUAAUGUUAAUUAAAUAGAAAAAUUGAACACAAAUUGUCUACUUCUCUUUGGUACAAAUUAAGUCAGAACUAUUUGCAAAAGAACUUUUAAAGUUAUCCAUUAAGCCAAGACCUCUUUCUCUUCUCCUGUGUUCACUAUAGAUGUUUAAAAAGACCUAUUUGUUAUUGGGUCAUACUGGGAUAUCUAUGUUAUAGUUUCUACUAGCGAAGAUUAUUAUCUCAAUAUAUGGGAGAUAUAAUAAUAAAUAAUAGAAGGAGAAGAAAAAUAUGAAUUAGUUAAAAAAUAUACUGUGUAUAUGUCAUACGUAGCUGCAAGUUGCAUAAUUCCUUGUCCAUAUAACAAAUACAGCCUCAUGGCUAAUUCAAAUUCAUCAGUAAGGUAUAUAGUAUUUAAUCAAGAUAUUAAUGGACAAAAUCCAAUAGACUAUGAUUCACUUCAGCACAAUAUCUCUUUUUCCAAUUUAUCAUUUAACUAAAAUUGA